AUGAAGUUAAUCGUUCUUCCUUCGAUUGCCUUGGCGGCUUUUUCGUCUUCUGUGCAAGCAUCUCACCCUCAUUUUCGUCCAAAUGGACACCAUCACCAUGCUCAACAUGGCGACACUUCUUCUAUCCAGACAACAACGACUGUAGUCACAUCUAUGACUACCGUGUCGUCGUCUUCAGUUAGCUUGCGGUCAACAACUACCAAACUUCCCACUCCCGCCUCCGCCCCCACGUCUACUCCAAGCACGCGCGUGGACUCACGCGACGGCACAUCAAACUUCGUCCAUCCUGGCAUUUUCAUCAGCUCUGCACAAAUUGGCAACUUCUCCUCAAAUGUAGCAUCCAGCACGGAACCCUGGGCCGAAGCCUACAAACAAAUGAUGAACCACAAAUAUGCAUCCCGAACGACUCCGACCCCCUACCCGACAGUGUCCUCCGACGCCAGCUGUGAUGAUGAGCUUGAUGAUGCUCUGACCGCGUAUCUGAAUGCUUUGGCUUGGGUGGUGACGAAAACAAAGUCCUACGCCAAGCGCGCGAUUACGUUUAUGAAUAGCUGGGCCGGGACCAUCCAAUGCCACGGGGGUUCCAAUGCACCCCUACAAUCAGGGUGGGCGGCUUCUGUUUGGACUGGUGCCGCUGAUAUUAUUCGUUAUACGAAUGCUGGAUGGACCAAUUCGAGCAUUGUUGCAUUUGAGGAUAUGUUGCGGGAUGUUUAUCUGCCCGAAGUCAUAGUCGGAUCUGAUUACAACGGGAAUUGGGAAUUGGGAAUUGGUUCUCCAGUCAUGAUGGAAGCAGCGUUGGGAAUCUCCGUUUUCAUUGAGAACACCACGAGCUAUGACAUUGCCAUGGAGAAAUUCUUAGCUCGGACGGCCGCAUACGUUUAUCUGACCAGCGAUGGCGACCUGCCAAAUGCAGUUGACAUAUCUACAGAAGAAAAGCUUAUCUCGUACUGGUACGAUCAAGAUACCUUUGUGGACGGACUAAGCCAAGAGACCUGCCGUGAUUUCGGCCACGUCGGUUAUGGCCUUGCUUCUAUCUCACAUGUCUUGGAAACAUCCCGGAUACAGGGUAAUGAUAUGUACGAAGAAGACGCCGGAAAGCGUUUGCGAUAUGCACUUGAGUUCCAUUCAAAAUAUGAGAAUGGGGCCACAGUUCCUGAUUGGCUUUGCGGUGGUGAGGUUAGCCUUGGGAUUGCUCAGACAACCGAGCCGGGGCUCAACGCGUUUUCAUACCGCCUGGGCUAUGCCAUGAAUGAGACUCAACUCUACACCGAAGGACAUCGACCUGAAAACACAAAUGGGGUUUUUGUUGGAUGA
Molecule: messenger RNA, 1314 nt
Organism: Penicillium brasilianum
Lineage: Eukaryota; Fungi; Ascomycota; Eurotiomycetes; Eurotiales; Aspergillaceae
Source: the annotation of a GenBank genome assembly